Zootoca vivipara (common lizard) is the source of this 1686-nucleotide messenger RNA. NCBI's taxonomy places the organism in Eukaryota, Metazoa, Chordata, Lepidosauria, Squamata, Lacertidae. The record is from RefSeq and is a predicted model, not a curated record.
ACCAAAUAAUGAUAAUGAUGAUGAUGCUAAUUCCUGGAUCUUUUCCUCCUGCCCUCAGCAGUAUUUCUGAAGUGCAAACAUGUGUUUAACGGGACUGGAAUGACAGGUACUGGCAAUGGAAAUACAACUUGUAAUAACGCUGUCACAUAUACCUGUUAUUCCAGUGUUCUGCGUGCAAAUAUAGGUAAGAUUUGACUGUCUUUUUGUCUUUUGCUUUUGGAUUUGAUCCAGGUUAAGAUAGGUGGUCUGGUCCAUGGGGUCACGAAGAGUCGAACACGACUAAAUGACUAAACAGCAACAACAACAAGAAGAAGAUAGAUAAACCUGAAGUGCAAAUUUUAAAUACAUGUUUGCCACCCAGCUAUUGUUACUUAGGCGAUUACAGCUUCACUGCAGCAGAUGGUAAAUUCUUUGAGAUGAAGACGCAAUGCUGCAACACUCAACUGUGUAACAAAGAAGUUCUCAGCCUUCCUGAUCGCAACAUGCUGGCUGAAAAUGGUCUGCAGUGCCCAUCCUGCUUCUCCAAAGGAGAGAAAAAGUGUAAAAGUGAGAAGACCGUCAACUGCCUUGAGAAUGAGACCAAAUGUAUUGAUUUUAGAGGAGCUUUUAAUAAAGAUACCUUUUCCCCCUACUAUUUCACUUUCAAAGGUUGUGCAACAGCAAAGCUUUGUGCCGUCCAGAAAAGUGGAAGAAAUUUAAUUGGAACUGGGAGAUUUGUUCUUACAGUUUCAGAAGAAAGAUGUUAUAAUGCUUCACGAAUCUCACAAGAGCCUGAACAGGAAGGGUAAAUGGGACAGUGUAGACCUCCUCCUUGUGUAUUCUAAAAUCCAUGGCAAUGAGGGGGAAUUGGAGGCUUUGUGGUGAAAUCCAGGACUCAGGAUAUCUGUUUCUUGCUUGCUUGCUUUUGGUGGAGGUAAGGGCUGGACCAUAAAGAAGGCUGAUCGCCGAAGAAUUGAUGCUUUUGAAUUGUGGUGCUGGAGGAGACUCUUGAGAGUCCCAUGGACUGCAAGAAGAUCAAACCUAUCAAUUCUGAAGGAAAUCAGCCCUGAGUGCUCACUGGAAGGACAGAUCGUGAAGCUGAGGCUCCAAUACUUUGGCCACAUCAUGAGAAGAGAAGACUCCCUGGAAAAAGACCCUGAUGUUGGGAAAGAUUGAGGGCACUAGGAGAAGGGGACGACAGGGGACGAGAUGAUUGGACAGUGUUCUCGAAGCUACCAACAUGAGUCUGACCAAACUGCAGGAGGCGGUGCAAGACAGGAGUGCCUGGCGUGCUAUGGUCCAUGGGGUCACGAAGAGUCGGACACGACUAAACGACUAAACAACAACAACAAGGGAAACAAGAGCAGAGAGAAGGGGGUCAGAAUGUGGGGAUUGUGGAUUCCAAAUACAGUCAUACCUCGACAACCGCACACUUCGACUUCCGAAGGUUUUGACUUCUGAAGUCGACAACUCCCGGAAGUCUUCUCUCCGUGCGCGCGCGGUCGGCACAUGCGCAGAAGUGCGAAAUUGUGCUUCGCGCAUGCGCCGAAGCAGCGCUUUGAGAACCAAAAACCUCGACUUACGAAGACGGCUGCGGAACAAGUCGAGGUACCACUGUACAAAGAACUCUGUAGUGCAUCAUUUAAAAAUAGCUAAGUUUUCAUUAUGAUCAUUAUAAUGCAAAAUAAAUGGUUAUGGAAAAUAAAA